Molecule: messenger RNA, 855 nt
Organism: Spinacia oleracea (spinach)
Lineage: Eukaryota; Viridiplantae; Streptophyta; Magnoliopsida; Caryophyllales; Amaranthaceae
Exons: 2
Coding region: 1-855 (284 amino acids)
Source: RefSeq, a predicted model, not a curated record
AUGGACUGUGAUUUAGUGUAUAACUUCAUCAUGGGAAGAACCAUGAUUCACAAGAUGCAGGCCAUCCUGUAUACAUACCAUCAAAUGAUGAUGUACGUCUCGGACGCAGGCUUUGCCGAACGGAUAAGAGGAGAUCAUGAGAUCGCAAGAAGAACUUGCCACACCGCUAUCCAAAAAUCGAGACUGGGAGAUGGUCCUGAGGAUGAUGAUGACAAGGAUGAUAGAAAUCAAGAGCCCUCGCAUGAGGAGCAAGAGGCUAAGAAGAGAAAGGUCGGCCCUGGAAGUCUGGUAAAACCCGUAGAGGUUGAUGCUCGGCUCGAGGGUCCUUCUCCCGAGCCGGAUCAGGAAAUGGAGGACAUAUUCCUCGAAGUUGAUUCUGACAGGAGCGUCCGAAUAGGCAAAGGCCUAAGUCCAGGGCUCCGAAUCGAGCUCAUACAACUGUUGAGAGAUCACAAAGACAUUUUUGCAUGGUCGGCAGCUGACAUACCACGGAUAGAUCCGAAAAUGAUCUGCCACAAGAUGGAUGUCAACGUCAAAGCCCAACCAAUCAAACAGAAGAAGAGGAACUACUCCUCAGAGAAGAACAAAUCCAUUGCCGAAGAGGUAAAGAGGCUACAAGAGGCCAGAGAAAAAACCACAUUCAGCAUGAGUGCAGGAGUGUUCAACUACAGAAUGAUGCCCUUCGGAUCGAAAAACGUCGGAGCAACCUAUCAGAGGCUAGUUGAUCACGUCUUUCCUUAUCAGAAGGGAAGGAACGUCGAGGUUUAUGUAGACGAUUCCAUAGUGAAAAAGCAUCAAGAAGGAAGACCACAUCAAAGACAUGGCCCUUCGAAAAUCCGAGGAAGUAUAAGAUGA